Molecule: messenger RNA, 6019 nt
Organism: Penaeus indicus
Lineage: Eukaryota; Metazoa; Arthropoda; Malacostraca; Decapoda; Penaeidae
Product: fibrocystin-L-like
Exons: 35
Source: RefSeq, a predicted model, not a curated record
UACGUGCGCGGCAGGACCCCCGUAGUGCAGAAGGUCGUCCCUUCGUGGGGAUUCCCCGGCCAGAAGGUGCUCUUGAAGGGCUCCUUCAGGACGGAAGACAUCACCGACCCCGCCCACCCGGAGGCCUCGCAGGCGUUGGCGGGGCCUCUUCUAAGCAGGGCGUACCUCGGUGGAAAUGAGUGCCAGCUAUACAACUCGACCUCAGGGCAAGUCUUGGGCCAGCUCAGGCAGGACCAGCUGACGUGCACAGUGCCAGGGAGUGCCAUCGGACCUACGAAUGCCUCUGUGUACGUCUCUGAGAUGGGUGCCUCCGCUAUUCUUGCCAGGGAUCUUUUCGUUGACGCACAGGACGAGCUUUAUCAGUUUCAUGUUGCUCCUGGAGUUUCCAGCGUGUCGCCCUCAACAGGUUCUUCAGCUGGCGGCUCUCUGCUCACAAUCCGCGGAGUAGGAUUUCUCUCUCAUCGGAAUGUCACUUCGGUGCAAGUCGGAGGGGCGGAAUGCACGAUCACCAACGUCUCUGCAACAACCGUCACCUGCAUUGCUCCCCCGCGUAGACUAACCGCGCCUGCACCGGGGGAACGCGGCCUCCUGCUCGAGCUCUGGGAAGGCCAGUUCGCGCCGGACCUACGCGACCGCCGCCGCCUGAGCGCCCUCACGCCGCAGACGGAGGGCUUCUCCUCCUCCGUCGUCACUGACCUCCACUUCCAGAUCGACGCCAAGAGGAGCUUCGUGGCCAAGUUGACGGGUUACUUCCACGCUCCACACGAUGGCUCGUUCACGUUGGCCGCUUACGUGCCCACUCGCUAUGGCACAACCUGGCUCGCUUACCUGGCUGCGGACGGCGACCCUGACAAGGCGGUGCCACUACCAAAGUGGGGAAGCGUGGAACUGAGAGCAGACACGCCGGCUUACCUGGAGGUGGUGAUAAGCGGCCGCAGAGCAGGCAUCCGGUCCACGAAGGUGCUGAUGACGGACCACGACGGUAGGUACAACAGCUGGCAGACGCUCAUGGCCACGAACGAGCGGCAGAGCAUCAGCCUCGAGCCUCAGGUGAAGCACGAGGUCCAGAGGGUGACCUUCAGAGGCCAACCGGGUCGCGUCAGGCUCUUUUUCCAUGGCGCGACCUCUGACCCCGUUGACUUCUCUGAUGACGAGGAGGUGCGGUCGGCAGUGUUAUCUCUCGUUGGGCGGAAGUGCCAAGUCCAAUCCGAAGGGAAGACAAACGAAAUACACUUUGCGACUAGCUUCGAAGAGGGAGAACGAUUACCUUUGGGCAUGGCGGCCAAGGUGGUCAACAUGCUCGAUGCCUUUUGCGGCAGGUUUUCGGCGGAAGUGACAGGGAAAUAUUUCUACUCAAGCAGGAAGCGGCAGACGAAGGUUGAUUUACUUAAAACGCCUUAUAUGUGCUUCGCUCUUCGCGGGAAUGCAAAGAGCUUUCUCAGAAUCAAAGUUAACUAUCAGGACACUUACAACAGAAGCAAAAACAUCGGUCUUACUCUGGAGCAUAAUGCCCACUUUACUCGAAACAAAUGGAGCUAUCAGUGCUUGAACCUCCGAGAAAUGGCCAUGAAUUCCCGAUUAAAGAGAUUUAUCAAGAGGGGUUCAUGGAUCCAGUUGUUUGAGGUGGAAGUUCCUGAACGAGAGACUGUUCAUGACACCCUUUACGUAGAUGAGGUCGCUUUUGUUAGUGAAUCUUUGUAUGUCGAGGUCGAGCGUCCCUCCGUCCUCGAGAGCCUGGGGAUUCUAGUCUCCGAUGUGCUAGUAACACGCGGCGAAGGAAACAGACGCUCGUUUAACCUCACUCUCGAAUCGACGAACAGUGCUGGGAAAUACCCUCUCCUGGGUGUAGUUUCGGAUUCCUUAAACGCCACAUGGAUGGAGGAACUUCGCACAGCCAGCAGCGCCUCCUUCAGCAUCGAUGGCGGAGAAGCAGAGGUGGAGAGAAUUCAGGAAGUCAGCCAGGACGUGGCAGGAUCGUGGGACCUGACCAUUGUAGGCACCACGAUUAAAGGACUGUCUCCGUCUGUAGGCGCCUCCGAGCUGCAGAAUAUCAUCGAAAGGUCUUUGGGCGUGGCGGGCGUGCAAGUAAGGUCGGGAGACGAGCGAAAGUCCAGUGGAGAGAGGAAGUGGCACUUGGAGUGGGUGGGAUUGCCCGGUCGUCAGGAGCUUAUAGUGCCCAGUGCCUCGAGUCUCUUAGUGGGAGGAGAAGCGGUAAAAAUAAGGGCAGAGCGAGAGGAAGCUGGCUCGAUCAGGCACAACCCUGUCUCCUCUCAGUUCUUCAGCGUUCGGAGGACUCAGCCCCACGUGUCGCUAAUUGUACGAGGAUACCGAGCAGUGUGCCUUGGCAACUGUUCCUUCACUUACUCCGAUAUUGCGAUGCCACGACUCGCCUCUCUCACCGCAACACGAGAUGCAGACGGCUCCCAUAUCCUCUCCAUACGAGGCGAAGGCUUCUCGGUCCCAUAUCUCCAGAACUAUACCGUGGCAGUCGGAGGUCGACCCUGUGCCGUGGCCUCUGUCCAGCUCGAUGAAGUCACGUGCAGGCUGGCGUCCCUCCCCGCCGGCUCCCACCACGUCUCUCUCAGCAUGCAACCUGCAGGAUACGCCCACCAACCUACCGUGCCCUUGGUAUAUGAAGCACCUCUCACCCUCACCUCCAUCACGCCCUCGAAAGGCGGCGUGGGCGGCGGAUAUGACCUGGUUCUUCGCGGAGACGGUUUACCCUCCGACGUCGCAGGUUGGGCUGGCAACUCGGUGUCCGUGAGGGACGUCCCUUGUCCAGUCACGGUCGCGUCCCCGGGCUCCGUGACGUGCGUUAUGCCGCCUGGGGAAGCAGGAAGAGCGGACAUAACCGUAGCGAUAGACGGUGUUUCCACGACCACGAGGAACGCUUUCAGGUACCUCCCGCUCGCCUCCGCCUCCGUCUCCAGCGUGCAUCCUCCAGCCUCCUCCGUCUUGGGAGGAGGAAUCCUGACCAUCAUUGGCGCUAAUUUCGGAUCUGAAAGCGACGGACAGGUUAAGGUAGGAGGUGUGGUAUGUGAGGUGGAGAGUUGGAGCGAAAGCAAGAUCACCUGCCUUCUGCCCGCUUUGCCAGCUGGGGAACACGCCGUCGCCGUCGUCAGUGGGCGCAAAGGGCUUGCCAGCGGAUCUGCCAGCGUCGCUUACACUCUGAAGGUGACCGGAUUCUCCCCAACGCGGGGUUCGGUCAAUGGCGGGACGACCGUUAUCCUCAGAGGUCUUGGCUUCGGCGACGACUGCUCUCUGCUGAAGGUCGCGCUUGGGGCGGACAUGACCUGUGAAGUGAUGACCUGUUCCGACGACCUAUUGACCUGUGUGACGAAACGGAGGCAUGUCGAUCAUAUCGUAAACAAUACGGGAACACACUAUAAAUACGGCGAAGGAUACGCGUGGGCACCAGGAAGUCUGCAAGUAAACGCCGGAGACGCCGUCACGUGGUCCUGGGGGAGCGGAAGUAGCAGGAGGCCCCUUUCAACGCCCCUGUACAACGUGUUCCAAACAGCGUCCCCGGCAGGCAACACGUACGACGGCGCUGGGUUCCACUCGGGGCCUCCCUCCGGCCGAGGAUCCUUCAGUGUGACCUUUCCUGAGGCGGGAACUUACUUCUACGCGGGAGACACCAUGGGGAACGGCGCCAUCUUGUCCGGGGUCGUGGAGGUCAGCGAACCCGAGGAGAAAGCUUACGAGGUCAAGGUCACACUCGGAGACUUCGAGGCCGAGUACGAAGACUUUACGGAGGAAGAAUACGGCGAAGGAUACGCGUGGGCACCAGGAAGUCUGCAAGUAAACGCCGGAGACGCCGUCACGUGGUCCUGGGGGAGCGGAAGUAGCAGGAGGCCCCUUUCAACACCCCUGUACAACGUGUUCCGAACAGCGUCCCCGGCAGGCAACACGUACGACGGCGCUGGGUUCCACUCGGGGCCUCCCUCCGGCCGAGGAUCCUUCAGUGUGACCUUUCCUGAGGCGGGAACUUACUUCUACGCGGGAGACACCAUGGGGAACGGCGCCAUCUUGUCCGGGGUCGUGGAGGUCAGCGAACCCGAGGAGAAAGCUUACGAGGUCAAGGUCACACUCGGAGACUUCGAGGCCGAGUACGAAGACUUUACGGAGGAAGAAGUGGACACGAAUCUAGGAGACUGUGGCCGACCUCUUCCUCCCCCGAGUGGCUGCUCAACCCCUGCUCCGCCAACACGCGGGGCCGCAGGCUUUGUCUUUACCACGCGAAAGUGCCUCACCCCCGUCGUCAAGGCGGUUGCCGUCGCCGAAGGAUCUGGGCUCAGCGGGCAUCACGUGACACCAGGUGUGACUCUAACCAUCAAAGGGUCAAACCUCGGGUCAGCGCCGUGCCAGACCAAGGUGACUCUUGGGCCGGGAUUAUGCGAGGUCACAGCGGCCAGUGAAGACGUCUUAUCCUGUGUCCUUCAGGAUGUGGCUGAUAUGGUGUCCCUCGUUCCUACACCCAUCAACGUCGUCGUCUCCGGCAGAGGCGCCGCCACGCUUAGCACAAGCGGGCGUGGGGGUCUCCUCACUCUUAUGCCGUCUAUCAGCUCAGUAAGCCCACGGGAAGGGUCGGUGGGCGGAGGAACCCUUAUAACCAUCAAAGGCACGGGUUUAAAGGCUCUCGACUCCGUGGUGAAGGUCGAACUAGGUCAGAGCCCAUGUCAAGUGGUGAGCCUGACCUCCACCGUCGUCACCUGCAUUUCCAACUCCGUUGCAGCUCCCGAAACGGUCACUCUCGGCCUCUUCGUCUCCUCCGGAAUGGUGCCAGCCCUGAGCGAAAACUCAAACACAUUCUCCUUCGCGGAAUCUGCAACGCCAUCUGUCCGAAGGGAGGGCGUGUCGAGAGGCAGAUUGGUGAUCAACGGCUCUGAUUUCGGCUCCGAGUCGUCCCGAGUCAGUGUCACCCUCACAAGGAUCUCGGCGGCCAGACGGAGGAGGAGCCUCGAGGCGAUGGCAACGGAGGAAGAGGGCCUCGGCUCCGACGACGUGUCCGAGCUCUUCGGCGCUGACUUCGAAUCGUCCAGCGAUUUCUGGAGGUCGGUCACAGGGACACACACAGCGUCCUUCGAGGAGAACAUAGCACGAGGGGCGUGGAGGGUGGCAGGGAGCGUCAGUGUGAAGAGAGGAGAAAGGACAUCGCGAAUCAAACGGCAGACGAAGGUAGAAGUCCAUUCUCUGAUGUGCAAAAUUAUCCUUUUGUCUGAUACAUCGAUCGUCUGCGAUACGAGCCACGUCGCAGCUGGCCGUUACGAAGUGUCCGUCGGCGUGGAGGGCGUUGGCAAUGCCUUGACUCACGAGGACGCCGCCCUUGUCACAUUCGUGCCCCUUGUAGACAGCUUGACCCCGGAGCAGGGCAGCGUACACGGAGAGUCCCUCCUGACCAUCACGGGCGCAGGCUUCUCGCCGGGGGACGUGGCUGUGACGGUUGGUGGCGUCGCGUGCCCCUUGGAGAGCCACUCGGUGACGUCGCUGACUUGCCACACGCCUGCGCACUCGGAAGGGCUCACCGAUGUCGUGGUUACUUCGGCAGGUAUGGAUGCUCGUGCGGCGUCGAGAUACGCCUAUACUGUCGCUAAGACUCCGGUCCUUCGUCGUGUCAAACUGCAGAAGAGGACCUUGCGUGUGGAUGGAGAGGGUCUUUCUCCUUCCGGCGAUGCCCCCGAAGUCUUAGUUGGGGGCGUGACAUGUCCUGUUACCAGCUACGAUGACAACUACAUCACCUGUCGCUAUCCUCAGAUUGGCGGAGGAUCACACCUUGUGCAGGUGCGUGACCCGGUCUACGGAAGCUCCAAUAGUGACCUAAAGAUAACCUUUGACCUCGUCGUCACUGGCAUCUCGCCUGAGCAGGGUAGCUUUGGCGGAGUUGAAGUAACCGUUCGUGGAAGAGGUUUCGAUCCUGAAGGCGGAACUGACGUCACUAUUUGUGGACAGAAGUGUGACGUCACCAUCUCUACUUUUACCGCCAUUACAUGCAUGACGCCAUCAAAUAUUCAGGGAGGAG